UCCUCCUCUCCUUCUUCUCACCUGCCUGUGUGUCUCUUUGUUCAUGUGCCUGUCUGUCGUCUUUAAGCUUAGAAAUAUAGAGUGAACACAGAGCUCGGUUAUGGAGACCACGGUGGACCGGCGUUCCCGCUUUUACCCCCGCGAGAGGCACACAAACUCACCGGACACAUAAGGCGUCAAAGGACGGCACGCCGGGUUUCAGCGGAAAGCGCCUGUCACUGCUAGUUACCACAGCGGCGCUCGCAAGUGUGAUCUCCUUCAUCCAUCCUCCUCUUCCUCGCCGUCAGCACGUCUUGAAAAACAGAUGCCCUGCACGGGAAGUUACGGACUAAACACGGAUACAUUCUCCAAGUCGUCUUCUCCAAUUUCCCAGAAGCGCUCUCACCCGAAGGAUUUCUUCCUCUAUGAGCCAGCUCUUCACUGACCUCAAAAACAAGCUCUUUGGCCGCCCCAGUGAGAAGAGCUCCACCAACUCAGAUCGAGGCUUCUGAGAAAUGAGCUGCCAAUGUAAGUCCCUUGGCUGACCUCAGCGCUUCGCUGGAAAUAUCUUCAAAAGAAUCUCUCUUCUGGCCUGGAGGUCUUCUAGAGGGUUGGACCUCCUCGCCAUCAUGAAAGGCUUAGGGACCAACCGCAGCAGACACCUGUCUGAUUCCUGCGACACUUCUGCAGACCAUUCAGAGGCCCUCUUUUCUCAUAAGACCACCACACUUCCUCGCAGCCCUUACUUGCUGAGUCCCACAAUGGACCACUAUGGCACCAUGGACCCCCACCUUUACUCUUCAGCCAACCCAAGCUCCCUUCCACCAGAAUGCAUGCUGCCCCUCAACAACCAGCUGUCCAACAGCAGCACCUUUCCUGGGAUUCACUACAACUCCUAUGACCAGUCUGAUUUUUCUCCUCCUGGGGACAGUAUCGGAGGAAUAAGCACAGGGACCAUGGGGACCUCCAUGUCCAUGGGCAUGGGCAUGGGGACGGGAAUGGGCAUGGGCAUGGCAGGGCUGAGCGCACGAACACCUAUGAUUACAAGUGGCUCAGCAACAAUAUCACAUCAUAUGACCAAGAACCAGACCCCACCAAGUCUGCUUGAGUUUGAUAAACAGUUACCUGGCGGCCGUGAUGGAUUCAGCACAUUGCAGUUUCACCGAACAUCUGCUGCUGCUGCUGCCAAGCAGCGUACGGACAGUCCUGGUCGUAUUCGUUACAUGCUGCACUCAGUGCAGAAGCUCUUUGCGAAGUCGCAGUCCCUGGAGAGCCACAACAUGAAAGGAAAUGUUAACGGACGGUCGACCGGCAGUGGAGGAGGUUCAUCUAGUACGGAGGAUGGAGGGAAGCACAAUCGCAGAGCCAAAAGUAAAGAUCGGGGUACAAAAUCAGAAGCAACUGCCAAGCGACGGCCACGCUCCAACAUGUCGGGUUACUGGAGCUCGGACGAUCUGGACAGCAGCGAUUUGAGCAGCUACCACAACACCAUGGCCAUGAUGACUCUCGGGCGUCCAUCUGGCCCCGACAGCCACGGGGGGCAGAACAGAUACAUCCACAGUGGCUACAACACUAUCAGCUCAUCUAAAAGCAGCAGUGACUUAAAGUAUCAGGCACUUCCUGGGCCAGGGGGUGGAGGAGGUGGUGGAUUAAGUGGACUAGGUGGAUUAAGUGGACCAGGAGGUUUGAUGAUGAAUGAUAGUGACUAUAUGAAAGGAGGGUCAUGGUCCACAUUAACCAUGGGUCAACCAAGACAGGUUAUUCAGAAGGGCUCAGCUACACUGGACAGGUCCAUGCUCAAAUCCAAGUCCUGUCAACAAGAACUAACCUGCAACUACCUACAGGUUGGAAGAAGGGGUGACUGGAGCAGCUCAUUAGGUCGCAGCGGGGGUGCCAAUGAAAUCCCAUGCCGGCGGAUGCGGAGUGGUAGCUAUGUGAAGGCAAUGGGAGACAUGGAAGACAGCGAUGACUCUGAGGGAAGUCCCAAACCCUCACCAAAAACUGCUGCUCGGCGUCAGAGCUACCUCAGGGCUACCCAGCAGUCUCUGAGUGACCAGUUUCCCCCACGCAACAGAACCCUGGAAUACACCUUUUUGCAAGGGGAGCUAGAUGCCCUGUGGUCUCCACUCCACAGUGUGUCCUCUCUGCACCAGCUGGGCAGGUCAAUGAGCAGCUGUCUUCCAGCUCUCAGAGAGUUCUCCAAUAAUCGCAGCCUAGACAACCUAGACUGUAUCGGGAGUAUAGGCUCAUCUUUGCCACCAUGGGACGACGAUGACUUCAGCCAGGCUUGCAGUACCUUGGGCAGGCGCAUGGGACAGCUACGAGACCUAGAAAGGAGCCAUCAUUAUGAAGACCGCAGCUCAGAUUCUACAUUUAGAGAUUCCCGUUCCCAUUCUCAGGACAACUCAGAGCCUCCAGACCUACCCAUGCCAACGUGCUUCCGAUCCCGCAGCCACAGCUACCUGAGAGCCAUCCAGGCUGGCUGUUCCCAAGACGACGAAGUUGCAUCCAUUGACUCGGGCUGCUCUCCGCCUCCCAUUGACACCACGGUUCGCACCUACAGCACCAGCACUGACGAACUUUCUGGACAAUGGAAGACAUGGAAAGAACAGUUUGGCUCUUACCUGAGAGCCACAGGCUUGGACAAAGAACCAAAGGAGAAACAACUUGCAAUUUUUCUUCAGCGUUUUGGGACAGACAGACCACACAUCCUACCCCCACGCACAGUCUCCUCGUGCAUAACCACCUGUAAGAAAGCAGCUCCUCCACCAGUGCCACCCCGUACAACCUCCAAGCCCUACAUCUCAGUGACCGUGCAGAGCAGCACAGAAUCGGCCCAGGACAACUACUUGGACCAGCAGGACAGGAGGUCAGAGGUCAACAGCCAAUCUAGCCACGCUCAAAGCAAUUCUUCUGACAGCCUUGACAGCACCCGUGCCAACAGCCUGGCCCGGGGCAUUCCCCGCCCUCCGCACAUCAUCCCCACUCCUAUUGCUACCCCGAGAGAACCAAUUGCCCCCGCUACUGCAAAUGCUUCCACUGAGACAAGUGACUCUGUAGUCCAGCACGAACCCCUAAAAUCGGGAUUUAAUAAAGGAAAUCUUGCAGCAGAGGAGCCCCUAGUAGUCCCGGUGCCCAGGCGGAAACUUUCCUCCAUUGGCAUACAGGUGGACUGUAUUCAGGAAGUUGCACGAGAAGAGACUCCUCCCCUGACCAGAUUUCAAUCAAUUGGAGUACAGGUGGAGGACGGGUGGCAGCUCAGUCACUCCAGCAGCAUGGCCUCAAAGCACGAAACAGACUCAGACACGCAGGACAUCUCUAUCAUCUCCCAUGUAAUUAAUGCCAAACCCACUGAGAAGAAAGUCAUGGUCAAUUGUGCCAGUCAGUCCAUGAGCUCCCCUCCUGGACGAGACUCUUUAGACAGCGCCGACCCCACCUCUUCACCUCCACCUCCCAGGCAGAUUCUCAACCGCUCCACCACAAGAAGCAGCUCUUCCUCUUUUUCGGAAAGUCUGGACCCAGCGUUGGACCCCUCUUCUCUUCCACCGCCAGACCCCUGGCUGGACAGCGGGAAUAACAGCAGUGUCCCUCAGAGCGGAGGAGGGGGAACGCUGUGUCGGAGGGACGGCCAGUGGUUCUUGAAGCUACUGCAGGCCGAGACGGGACGCAUGGAAGGCUGGUGCCAGCAGAUGGAACAGGAAACCAAAGAUAACCAGCUCUCAGAAGAGGUGCUGGGGAAGAUUCGCAGUGCAGUAGGAAGUGCCCAACUCCUAAUGUCUCAGAAGUUUCAGCAGUUCCGGGGACUGUGUGAACAAAACUUGAAUACAAAUGCCAACCCACGCCCUACAGCCCAGGACCUGGCUGGUUUUUGGGACCUCCUUCAGCUAUCCAUUGAAGACAUCAGCCUCAAAUUUGAUGAGCUGUACCAUCUCAAGUCCAAUGACUGGCAGCCCGUGACAUCUGCAGCUGCCCAGUCAAAUUCUGAGCGGAAGGACGAGGAGAAGGCGGCGUCAAAGAAGCCUGGUAAGGUACGACCACCGCUGGGCCGCGAGAAGAGUGCCGACUCUUCAUCCAACUCUUCCUUGAGCUCGGCAGAGAAACAGCGACAAGAGGCUCGCAAGCGUCUGCUGGCUGCUAAGAAGGCUGCCUCGUUUCGCCAGAACUCGGCCACAGAGAGCGCAGACAGCAUCGAAAUUUACGUCCCUGAGGCCCAGACUCGUCUCUGAAAGAAACUGUGAGAGAGGGCCGUUGGGUUGGAACAAAGGACAGUUAAGUGUCAGUUAAACACCUGGAGAAAGGAGAGGAAGCUUUUGCAAUGUAAAUGAGUCAUCUCAGUGAAGAUGGGUACGGGUGGAGGGAAAAGAGUGGGAAAUUCCUGAGUUUGGAGGGUUUUGACACAUUCAUACAAUAAUAGGCUGGUCCUGGUGACUUCAAAUGAGCAAACAAGUCAUUGAAUAUUUCUCGGACCCAACGGACUUUGAAGCAGGAGACUCCUCAUUUGAGUCUUGCCAUUGAAAACCUCAGCUGAUGAACUUUAUCUUUUCUUGUUACGGUUCUUGAUAUCAUCAUAAAAAAUUGUUAAUGAAGGUAUUGUUAUAAUGACAAUUAUAUCCUAAAGAAUCUAUAUGAAGACUGUUUUAAAUGUUCCUGUAUCUCGGCUAUAAGAUAUUUUAAGCAGACAGAAGGCAAGCGUUUAUGCUUUUCUGUCUUCCAUCGUCCUGCUCUCUUCCCAGACCAUUGGCCAUCUUGUAGCUUUUGCACAACACCGCCUUGUGGCCAUCACAGACACUGCACACAUACCACAAACUCACCUGUGUGUCUUCCUCCUAUUUAUUUGUUUGUUUGUUAACUUUCUUCAUCAUUUGAGUUAUAUAAAAAUCAGUUUAGAUCAGGUUAUUACGAAUAGUUUUGGUGUGAUGAAACUGAAAGUCAGGUUUAAAGGGGUAUUUGUAUAGGUAGCAGUUACCUCUUGCGUAUGUCCUACAGAGUCGAUUGUGUCAAAGAUGUUUUUUAACAAACUUUAGGUUUAGUGUCUGAAUAGAUUUUGAAUGAGAACGCAUCCCAAUAAUCAGGCAAAGCUUGAGGACAUUUUAGGAUACGCACUACCGCUCGAAAGUUUGGGGUUUUUUAGAAAUGUUUUUGUUUUCUUUGUUUUGUGAAGAGAAGCUCACUUGUUUUAAGCUAAUGUAGCACUGACCAGCAGAAAUGUUAUAAUUGGCAGCAAUUAAUUACAAUUACCAACAUUUCAGGCAUACUUACCUUCACUCCUGUGUUCUAAUGGCAUGAUCCCUAAUACCAGUUUGUCAUAUUAAAAGAAUAAUUAUUAGGAAACCUCUUUCAGUUAUGUUAACAUAGCUGACAAAACUUGUGCCAUUAACAGAAGCCAUUACAUUACAUGCCAUUACAUUUAAUGUUGUUUCUUUCACUGUGGAUUAGAUGUUUAAAAAGACAUUUUAGAUAACUAAAAUUAAAACAAACUGGGGGGAAUUUAAGACUAUAACUGAAACAAUUUUGUGAACUUGGAACACUAAUAAAUAUAUAGAAAUAAAUAUAUAGAGGAGAUAUCCUUAAUUACUAUCUGUUAGUUAUGUCAAGAAGAGGCUUUGAUGUGUUUGAAACUCAGGAUCUCUGGACACUGUGAACCAGCUGCUUUCAAAAAGUUAUGUGAUUUUUAUUGUAAUACCUGGACUGAUUUUCCUAAAUCUUGUCUUUUAUUUAUACAGUCCAUAUAAUAUUAAUUUAAAUGGACACUAAACCUAAACAUUUUCAAAGAAUAGAAAUUACCGGUAAAUUGAAAUAAGAGAAUCACCCCUGGGAAAAUAACUGAAAAACAAACAGUCAAAAUAAAAGGUAAUUGGAAAUGGCUGAAGCAGGUCCAGAUAUUGUCACUUAAUAAAAACAUUUAUUGAUUCAUACAAUGUUUUGUUUUGUUUUUGUUUUUUUACUACUCUGAGAAGUGCAAACCAGCUCUAAAGAGAACAGAAAGAAUGAGAUAAAACCCUGUAGAUCAUUGCGCUAGGAGAUGUAAAUCACUCAUAAAUCAGAGUUUCUAGUCUUCUAUUGGCAGCUUUAUGAAAUGGUUCCCAUAAGAGCCAAAUCAUGUUGGUUUGUGAAAAGAACAGUACACACUGUUUAACUUUUCAGGCAUGUAAUAGGUAGUUCCCUUUUUUUUAAGAGCGUUUUGAGACUACUCUAAAACCCAUAAAGGCUGAUCUAUCAGGCUCUUAACUAUCCAAUAUUUUUAAUCAGCGAUACAGUUUUCAUAACAUUAUCAAAUAGGUCAGGAGCGCACUGCUUGCAUUACCAGUACCAUGUUCGCUUCUCGUGUUAAGUUAGAGCAGUCUGCCUGAGAAGCACGAGUCAGCACUCUGCAUCUAAAGACCCAGAGUGUCAGUUUUUUUCUCCCCAAGUGAAACAUGCAGCUCUCAGCAAAAUCAGUGAAAAAAAAUAAUCUAUUUAUAGUCAUGUUGUCAGGCUAGCAGCACUAUAACUGAUAUUUUUGGUAUAAUUUAAAGAUGUGGAAUAUAUCUGAGAAACGUUUUUCACAAAUGUGGAAAAAUGCAAGCUAAAUAAAAUGUCAUUAAUCCGAUAUAAUAUAGGAGAUAAUUACCAGAAACACAACGAGGGUUAUAAUUAUUUUAUUAUCAAUAAGUUACCAGAAUCUUUGACAGGGAACAUCUUUCCUGGUGCACUCUUUCUUUCUGUACUGUGUGUGAGCCACAACACUUUAUCGAGAUAGCUGUCAUGCAUAGAUAGAAGUUAGGUAGCUAUCUUGCACUUGCUGAUGUAAUCUGCCACUGGAGCACAGGAUUGAUCCCUUGAUAUAGAUUCCAGUAAUGAUUGAUUAAUACAUUUUGAUCUGCAACAUUUUUGUAAACCUUUACUUUAUACGCAGCGUAAGGUUUAUCCUGCAGCUGCCCUAAAUUAACAGUAUUGGCAAUUACAAAAAUCUUUUUUUAAUGUUCGUCUAAUGGUCAGUCCACCGGCAUGCGCACGCUCUUUAAUAAAAAUGAUGUGUUUAAUUCUAAAUAUAAUUAUUGUUGGUAACCAUGAAUUAUCAAAGUUGUUGUUUUGCAAAAGAGUUUUUUUUUUCUUUUUAAUGAAGAUCCCAUUUACUGUUAUUUGCUUGCAUUCAUGAAUUAGUUUUUGUGUUUGAAUGUUAUAAGUCUGAUUAAUUUCAGACUUGUCUGAGAAGUCCAGUGUACCAGCUCAAGUUUGGGUAUAUUUUGAUUGGUCAUUUUUAGUUUUAUACAUGUUUUCACAGAUGUGAAGUGGGAGUUUUGCAAAAUUACCUCAAACUUUUGAGGGGUAAUGUUUACCCGACAGAAUGACACGGGGAACUAUAUACCGAAUAUUUAUUCCUGUUGUUGGGACGAAAUCUUUCACUCCUCCUGGUGUCUUUUGUCUUCUCUUUUCCACUACCUUAGCAUUUUCUGUUUGUGCUGUAACUGCAGAUACUUAAAUAUUUGACUUCUUUAAGUGCUUUCAUCUAGGCUUCAUGCAGCAGGCACAGUGAGCAGGUUUCGUGUUUCCAGAAGUGUUUUUUGAUUUUAUUUUGCUUCCCAUCACUCAACAAAAUAACGAAAUCAAAGUUCAUUGUUACAUUAUCUCCCCCCCCAUCAGAGGAGCACCCAAAAUACCUGCACUUAUUUUUAUUCAAAGAAGACUUUCUUAUUAAAGCAUUACAUACAUUAGUGAUUGUGUUUUAAUCAUUUAUUCAGUUGCUUUUUUUUCUUUCCACUGAAGACUGCGUAAGCCAAAGAUGAAUUCACUGUUUUAAAUUCAUCUUGUGUAUUUAAAUGUCAGCUUCAAGGAACUCAAAUGUCGACUGUGAAAAUAGAUUAAGUACACUGUAGCCAUAGCAACAUAUAGAUUUAAAGAUUUUGAUAAGUCCAUGUUUGACAGCAGAACUGGCCAUCACUUGUGGAUCAAACCUCUUCGUUUGGUUCAUGAACUUAGGAGUUUGCAUUUUGAAAAGCAUCGUUUCUGAAGUCUGCAGCAACAGGGGCUGAUUUUUCUUUUUCUUUUUUUUCACUCAAGAAAACAUAUGAUGUCUCUGCCAUGUGUUUACAGUGAAAUUACAUAGCUGGCAUUGCAUAAUUUGCAUGAAGGGGACACAUCGCUUUGAUUGCACAUAUCCCCUCACUUUAGAUUUUUACACUGCGAGUAGCAUACCGAACCAGCGAGUCACCCCUGACAUGCCUUAGAUCAACCACUGUCAUUUGCCUGUCUUCCACUUUCAGUUGGUAAGCAAACAAACUCCAACUGUCCUCUCCUAAUUACUUGCCACUGGCCUUAGCUGUUGCAGUGUCUGUUUCUCACCUGCUGUGAACCAGAAGUACAUAAUUUGAAUUGGAAAUACCAAGUAAGCACCACUUCUUACUCUUGAUUGCUCACCAUUCUUUCGCUGUUGUGUUUGCCUGCUGGGGAUGUCUCUCAGCCAGAAAAAUGGCACAAAGGUGUCAAUAGUUGGCUCCGUGAUGGCUGUCAGUAUACCCCCUUCCGUUUGACUGGGGGUGAAUAGGGCCGUUAACAUCUGAGGCCUACAGUGUGACUCAAACUUGGUGGUUGGCUUGAUUUAAUUUCUGACUGUCUGGAAGAACUCGUCUGAUGAAAUCUUCUCCUAAAAUAAGCAUAGAUGUCUCUUCUAUAUGUAAGCAGGGCGGCUUCUAGUGGAUAUAUAUGUAUCAACGACAAGAUGACAGUGUCUUCACUCUAUGCACUCACUGCCAUGUUUUACAAUACCUAAUAAUUAUGUAAUAUGUUACAUAAUUUCAUGUAUCAUUUUCUUUUCUUCAUAUUUUUCCCCCACAUAUUGCUUGCUUGCACAAAACCGUAGGACUUGAAUGCAGGUAAAACACAAAUGUGGCAUCUCCGGCGCACUAAGGGGAGGAGGCCAGGAACACAGAGAAAGUUGUUCUGUGAUCUGUUUCAAACUGAGAGUCGAGACUUUUUCCAGCCUGCUGAUGACUGUGUCUGUGUGUGUGUGUCUGUGUGUGUGCAUGUAUGGGAAACCAGGGGAUGUAAGUGGGGUACUUAAAGAGACAAAAGAAAGCUCAUCUCAUACAUUUAAACAAAGCUGUUCUUUAGCACACAAAUAAUCACUGGGGCACACCUAGCUGGAUUUCCUGGGUAGGUUUAUCAGUGACUCGCUCAGUGGCACUGUGGGGGGAUUGCUGCUCUAAACUAUUGAUUUUUAUGGGUGAUAAUGAAUGGGCUUUUAUUUAGCAUCACACUAAAUGCAUGAUGAGUUUCAUAUCAGAGCAUAGCUUUGAUGAGCAGUCUAUAUUUUUUUCUGUGAAAGGGUAAAAGUUUCAUUUUGGGAAUCCAAGUUUGAUACAUGUUUGCACAUUUAAAUGUGUUUCCAUCAGACAGUGUGAAUCUAGUGAAACUAACCCCACGCAGUACUCUGAAGAGAGGGGGAGGACAAAAAGCUCUUUCGUAUCCCUUCAUUGUUUCUCUGACUUUGGAAUAUAACUGGGAAAAGGGGGUGAAGGGCAGGGGCAAUACUCUUUUAAACAUGAGAGAUAUGAUGUAGCAAAAAGUGUCUGUACAAAUCCUAGAAGAAAUACUUUAUGAAGCAAGCACAUACUUUAAAUCUGUUCUUUAAACUACUCUUAUAGGCUGUGUGUAAUUCAAGGUCUGUGGGUUUAGUAAAACUGGUUGUGCUGUCUGAGACAAAGUUGUGAGUGAGUGGAUGUGCUCAUAAAGUGAGAUUUACUUAGAUUCUUGUCACUAUACUCUGGUAAUAUUUAAAGUAUAUGCGCAAUACUGAGUAAAAGGGUUGUUUGAUAUUAAGACAAAACUAAUAAUCUUGCAUUUCUCCCCGUGCUUCUAAAAAUGUCUUCUGUAAAUAAGAACAAAGUCGGACUAAAAUCCCCAUCUUUUACAAUGCUGUAGAGCUAUUUAUACUAUUUCAAGGUUGUUCAAAUGUAUAAUGCAGAGACCUAAAAUUCAAUAAAUGCACACAGUACUU
Molecule: messenger RNA, 9955 nt
Organism: Maylandia zebra (zebra mbuna)
Lineage: Eukaryota; Metazoa; Chordata; Actinopteri; Cichliformes; Cichlidae
Gene: dlgap4b
Product: discs, large (Drosophila) homolog-associated protein 4b
Biological process (GO): signaling
Cellular component (GO): glutamatergic synapse; postsynaptic specialization
Molecular function (GO): molecular adaptor activity
Source: RefSeq, a predicted model, not a curated record